Molecule: messenger RNA, 3168 nt
Organism: Limanda limanda (common dab)
Lineage: Eukaryota; Metazoa; Chordata; Actinopteri; Pleuronectiformes; Pleuronectidae
Gene: akna
Product: AT-hook transcription factor
Exons: 22
Coding region: 1-3168 (1055 amino acids)
Biological process (GO): neuroblast delamination; epithelial to mesenchymal transition; neuroblast division in subventricular zone
Cellular component (GO): centrosome
Source: RefSeq, a predicted model, not a curated record
AUGUCAACCUAUUGUACAUAUUUCUCCUCCUCACUAGUAAUGGAUUACCACUUCACUGCUGAGGAAAUGGCUGCUGUUUCAGGGAUUGAAGAUGAAACUUUCCCUGAGACAAGCUUCACAGAAACUCCUCCAGAGUCGCACAGCAGCCGCAUCAGUGUCUGGUCCAGUCCUCGUCCUCAGAAGUCUGAGGAGCAGGAGGUGAAGAGGCCUCACUCAGCCGGAGUAGAGUUUCUAAAAUCCAGACCCAGUCCAGACAGAGAGCUGAGGACACCUGAGGUCAAUGAGUCCAGAAACGUGCCUCUGACUUACCCCACUCCAGACUUCUCGAAGGUAAAGCCGAGGGUCCGUCUCCCAACAGGUGAUUACCGGCCCCCUGUGAGCUCCUCCAUGAGGGAAUCCCUCUCCUCCCACAUCAUGUACAUGUCGACUGCUGACAUUGUGAGGGAAGUUCUACUGAACACCUCCGACGGAUCCUCUGACCCAUCUGCCCCCAGCUCCACUGUGCCUCAGGACUUCAGAACCCGUCAGGAGGCCAUCACACUGGUCGAGCAGCUACAGGACGACCACAACAGACUGCUGACUAAGCACGCUGAGGCGAACAACACCAUCGAUCGUCUUCGUCUGAGGGCAAAGGUGGACCUGUACUCUGAUCCUCCACAGCCCGGCCACUCCGUGCAGUCGGGAAUGAUCCACGACUCCUCAAAGGUCAUGACCUUGGACUUUCCUCGGGCUCAGAGAGCAGAGAUCAACUCAGGUUCUCUUCAUCCAGAUGGACAUCGCACUGCUCCAGGCCCCUUCGUGGGAGAGCAGCUGGCCGAGAUUCUCCACAUCCAGUCUGACAAGUUCCUCCAACAGCUGCAGAUUUAUGAAGAUCUCCUGAAGAGAAAACAGCUCAAACCUUCUGAACAGAUCGAGGGCCUCUCACAGCUCAAUGAGGGACUCGACUCUUUAGAAAGGGGGUUCCUGUUUGCGAGGGAGGAGCACAAACUCCUGCAGCAGAGAGGAGAAGACGUCGGCCACUUUGACCAAGAACGAGAGCUGGGGGGGCUGAUCUUCCAGUGUGGAAUGCGUAUGGAUGAUCUGAAGGAGCAGGUAGAACAGAUGAGACAGGACCAGCCCACCUGUGAGGCUCCUCCCUCUCCACCUCCUCACCCCACCCCUCCAUCUGUUCCCUCUGAAGAUGGGAGAUGGAGUCUCCCACAGAGCCCACUUGUGCCCCUGCUGGUGGAUCCAGGAAGAGCAUCCGAGCUGGAGGUGAGCCGAGCCAGUGCAGAGAGUGACGAUGAGGAGACGGACGACGAAGAAACUCUGAGAAGUCAGUAUCUCAAACCUCUGACUGGAAAACACAGACGUGCUCAACGAGACUUUGCUGCACGAACUGAUCACUAUGGAAGCUUCAAGGACCUUCCAAGAACAUUUGAAUAUAACCUCAGGGAAGCAGCUCUCUUCUCUGGGGCUUCAGGAAGCCAUGAGAGGCCUGGAGUCGAUAAGACAGAGAGACAAAGGAUUGGAAACAUGGAGGAACAGAGGAAAUCAGAACCACACUCAGGGGAAUCUCCUGUUGGCAUCAGAAAGCAGAGGAGCAGCAGGUCCAGUCCAUCUUCACAUGCAGCCACGAGUCCGCCCACCUCGCUCCCGGUUCAUCUGCCCGGUCACCACAGGAGGGCGGAGAGAGAGAGGGUUCACAGUAGCAGCUGGAGCAGCCUUGGAGAGACUCCUGUAUCGGAGAGGAGGAACUCCAAACUCCAACCUGGGAGCAGCAGAACACCUAACCAGCCGGAUGGUGUCAUCUCUCCAGAGACGGACAGCGGGUUUAUUGGUUCAGAAACCUGUCGUCUGACUCCCCCAGCUGGCCCCAGUCCUCUCCACCAGGGGGCGUCACAGAUCGAUUUAGUCCAUCAGGACGGGAGCACAAGGAAACCUCAGACAGUCUCAGCAUCGUCUCCUCCCUCCUCACCGAUUCACCGACUCACAGGUUCAGAGUCCAGAGAGGCCUCCUGGGCCCUCAGCCCCGAACCCACGAGCAGAGGCAGACAGAGGAGGCGCAGCUCCUCCUGCUCCCCACAGCGCUGGGUCGGUCAGACAGAGAGAACCAGGGCCGACAGAGGAGCCCGACUGGAGAGAGACAGCAGCGAGUCUCGCACUGUGUCUGAGGACGGACAGAGUGACCAGUUCGCAGAAUCCCUCAGCUUCCAACCAAGCUCCUCCCCCACAACACCACGUCACCAUGGCAAUUCUCCCAGAGCUCUGGGACCCAGAGUCAUGGCGGAUCGCAAUGCACUUCGGACUCUGGAGGCCCAGGUCAUCAGACUGGAGGAGAUCAUGCUUGGCCUGUGGAAUAAAACAACUCUGAGUCCUGUGAGAGCAGCUCCAUCAGCUCAAGAAAACCACACUCACCUCUACACAUCCACACCUCGCAGCAGGCCUGAGGAGAGAUGUCAGAGAAACGUCAGGAAGGGAAGAAGAGAAAGAAAAAAGGCUGAAGAGGUGGAGGAGUGUAAACUGAGACCAACGGCCAUAGAGAGAUCACCCUGUGUGGACAGACGACCACCACAACGGGACAUCUCUGCAGGUUCAGAUCCGGAGCCUCAGCCGCGGAUAUCCAGACGCACUCAAACAUCCUCUGCAGCACCAGGCAGCUGCUGCUCACACACAAAUAGUGUCCAGAGCAAUGGAACACCCCCGAGUCCAGCUGGUGGCAGCAGCGAGUCGACCCCCACCCCCACCUGCUCUCAUCACUGUCCUCUCUGUGGAUGUCUUCAGCCGAACAGAGACACUAAGACAGACUGUCCCAGAGGCUCCGCCCCACUCACAAGCUUCCAAUCAGCCGAGUCCCCGGACAGAACGGCGAGGAGAGGAUACCACGUGGCUCCUCCUGCACCGCCGCAAUGCAUGCUGGUCGGCCCGCCACUUCUUGUGUACUCACAGCCCGUCCACGUGUCCCCUAGCAACAAUCCCGGCACAUCCUCAGGGGUCAGAGGUCACAAGGAGUCCAGGGGGAGGAUGAGACGCUCCAGGUCUGUCGAUGGGCAGAGCUCCUUGGACGUCUCGCUGGACAGAGCCAUCAGAGUGGCUCAACACAUGAAGCAGACCUCCAGACACAUGGCUUGCUCUCUGGCUUCUGGGCUGCAGUUUCAGGAACGGCUGACUCAGUUCUCCAGACGCUAA